Chilo suppressalis (striped riceborer) is the source of this 455-nucleotide messenger RNA. The record is from the annotation of a GenBank genome assembly. NCBI's taxonomy places the organism in Eukaryota, Metazoa, Arthropoda, Insecta, Lepidoptera, Crambidae.
GUCACGUGCGGUUCACGAAAAUUAUUUAGGUUAAAGCUAAAAGAAACUGUAAACGAUGACGCUUUUAUUACGGAAAGCAUUUUUCAAACCUUCUUACAUAUACUUUAGGCAAUUCAACAAAAUAGUGAUGACUGAUGAUGGCUCUACAAUAGUUGCACUACAUCGUGAGAAAGAAUUUCCAUACGAUCAGUCUAGACCACUGCCUGAUGAAAUUGAAGACAAGAGCCUGCUAAAAAUGACAGAUAUAAAUGAAGCCCUAAGAGUGUUCAAAGAUAUGGUUCCUGAAAUAGCUAGAAAACAAUUGUCUAGUCUCACUUUGACAACACCACAUCGUUGGUUCCCUAGAGCCAGGGAUAAGCGCGCCAAAAAAACUCAAAUGAACAGAGAAUAUUUGUAAAAUUGUAGUUGAUUAGUUUGUAGUUUUAAAAUAAAUUAAUUUUGACUCUUAAUUUGUU